Camellia sinensis is the source of this 1032-nucleotide messenger RNA. It is a transcript of the gene LPA2, whose product is annotated as low psii accumulation2. The record is from RefSeq and is a predicted model, not a curated record. Gene Ontology annotation, cellular component: chloroplast. Lineage: Eukaryota; Viridiplantae; Streptophyta; Magnoliopsida; Ericales; Theaceae.
GAGGGUCAUCACAAUUUUUAAUGGUGGGAGUGGAGGGCAUCAUCCAUCAUUAACCAACAAAACUGAAAAUGGCGCUAAUAAUCCACUCCUCAUCAUCACAUCUUCUCCUCAAGAAACCCCAUCUUCCUCUGCUUCUUCUUCACUCCCCUCCCAAACCACCACCACAAUUCAUCGUCAAAUCCCAAAACUCCUCCACAGAACCUCCAAAACCCGCUUCCCAAAUCAAUGUCUCCUCAUCUUCUCUCGACCCACCACCCAAAAAACUCUCCUCGACUGGCCUAGGGUUUGGCUCUUCAUCUUCGUCUUCCAAGAAAUCGAAGGUGAAUCCAGUUAGUACCAAGAAGAAACAGAGUAGUAGGAGAGAGAGGGCCUCGAUUAUUCGCAGAUCGCCGGUCGAGAAACCAGAGUUUGUUUCGAAGCAACAAGAAGAAGAUGGGGCUCAGGAAAAUGAUCAGCUGAAGAAUGAGAGUGCUUUCCUUCUUGCGUGGUUGGUUCUCGGUUCGAUUGUUCUCAUAGAGGGUAUUGCUCUGGCUGCUUCAGGCUUUCUACCAGAAGAGUGGGAUAAAUUCUUUGUCAAGUAUCUAUACCCAUCAUUUACGCCGACAGUCUUCUUGUUUGUUGCGGGAACAGUUGCUUAUGGAGUGCUCAAGUAUCUGCAAAAUGAAAACCUUCAAAUCAAAAAAUGAUCUUCACAAAAGAUAAGCAAUAUUUAUGGGAUGUAAGAGUAGGCUUCUCUUAUAAAUUAUUUGGGUUGGGACAAUUCAACAGUUUUUUAUUUUUAUUCUUAGGCUAUAUUGACUGUGUCUUUGCUUGUUAUCCGUUUUAUCCUGUAGAGUAUGGUGUCUAAUUACAUGAAGGUAUUACUAAAAUGAGAAAUUUGUAGAAGAUUUUUUUUAAUUAUUGUAUAUUUUAAAUUUCGACAUUAAAUGGGUCCUUCUAAGCAAUUGGACUAAGGUUUUUAGUUCCACACAGGUACUAAGUAGCCAAUUGCUCAUUCUAUUGAACUAAAUGGGUAAUGUUUAGUUUGUUGUA